Messenger RNA from Mixia osmundae IAM 14324, 2371 nucleotides. Its product is annotated as glycosyltransferase family 18 protein. Gene Ontology annotation, molecular function: alpha-1,6-mannosylglycoprotein 6-beta-N-acetylglucosaminyltransferase activity. Gene Ontology annotation, biological process: protein N-linked glycosylation. Gene Ontology annotation, cellular component: Golgi apparatus. NCBI's taxonomy places the organism in Eukaryota, Fungi, Basidiomycota, Mixiomycetes, Mixiales, Mixiaceae. The coding region runs from base 288 to 2249 and encodes 653 amino acids. The record is from RefSeq and is a predicted model, not a curated record. The transcript is spliced from 3 exons.
GACGAUCUCUUGAGCCGAUGAAUCGGUCUAGGUCGGCCGGAUCAUUCACAAAGUUAUAAUGAGCGUAUCUCUUUUCACUGCUGGCUGACCCAGGUCGGCCGUGUCUUUUCAGGGGUCGCUGCAAAGUGAUCGGCAGUAGCAAAUUAGCGAAAUGGCGCGCCUCGGUUUAAGUUCAACAAAGACUUCUCAACGUCUCGCACGCAUUUAGAUGCAAGCAAAAGCAAGCAUGUCUUUGCAAAGGCAGCAGCAGCGGCAGCUACAGGCCAUAACGCUCAUCGAGCGGCACAAUGACUGUGCAUCACUCGGACAAAUACACAGCUAUGAACAUAUCACACCGAGGCUCUAUAACUUAUCGCCAGCCGAGCGUCAGUCUCGACUCGCCCGGCGACGGUACAAGACGAAUCUCGAUACCUCCCGUCAAUCUGAUGGGAUCAGCCUCUGACUCACGCUCGCCUGGCGCAGGCCUUUUGACGCCAGACUCUGCCCGAGCCAACCACCGUGGGCGAAUGUCAGCCAGCGAUGGGAGCCCCGAAAGCUCCUCUUACUUUCUUCGUAGGCCCUCGCUUGCCAGGCGUCGGUCCUCUCGCAGUCGGGACCGACGCUCAUCAUCUACCAGUCCAUUUGGGAUCGGAAGGGUUACGGCAGCAGUCAAUUUCUUGUCUUCCAAUCCGCUCAAGCAUAACGUCGCUCGGCGCAGAUUGCUCGCACUAUGCACCGUCGCUUUCUUUGUCUGGUAUGUCGGGUCUGGUUCGACCCUGGCAAGCAGCAAAGACUACAUCAUCGAGGUAUCGACGGCGAGAGCAGUAGAGAUGAUGUCGCAUGGCUACUUCAACUCGACAAACGCACGCGGACUGUACGAAGAUCCUGCCGCACCAAAGCUCAUCGCUGCCAACCCACCGAGCGCAUUGCCGAGCGAGCGCAUCUCUCGACUGCUUGCAAACGCCGACAAUAGCCAGUCAAAUGAGCCUAGCCAAUUGACCUGGUCGUUGGCGCGCGCCAUCUUGCCGCCCUUGGAUGAAGAGCUCUUACCCUGGCACACCGAGCGUAUCGACACCCUCGCUCGUCUCAUACACUGCAAGUUGAUGGGCACUUGCACGGAGAAGCAGAAGAAGAUUGUGCUCGUAGGCGCUGGACGCUUUCAGUGGUGCUUCGAUGGCACGUUCGACCGCCCGUCUUCCUUCGCCAAUGGCGAGGCAAUCCUUGCACAAUCUUUCAUAUGGGCUCUCAAGGAGCAAGGCUAUCCGAUGAUCUUUGUGGACGAAAAGCGUCGAACGCGGCGUGACGUGAUCCGCGCUGUUGCAAGGUUACAUGAGGUACUCAACGAUCACGUCAAGAUGGUCGUCUUCGAUUACCAAACGGAGCCAGAGUGCAUCGUCGACCGCUUCUGCGCGAAAAGCGCCAAGCUUCCCAGAGGCAUCCCUCGCUGGAAAAUGUUCGUCUGGGACGGACUGGGCGGCGUCAUGGGCUACGAAACGGCGACUCGCUGGCCUUGGCAUCUUGUCGGCGUCCCGCUAGCUCGUGCACCGGAAUCAACCUUUCUGGGUCAUACUAUCGAGAAGGAUUGCGCCAAUCUGCCAUUUGUUGCUCAUCAAGAUCGACCCCAUGCAGCAUACAUGCUCGGCAAAGACAGCUCCUACUACGAGCCUUCGAGAUCUUCGUGGACACACGACGAUCUCUCGGCAGUCGUCGCUUCCUCUGGACUCGAGCUGCGUGCUGGCAUCAAGGUCACACGGGACAAUCAUGUGUUACCGCCCGCGAUCAAGAACAUCGGCGUGAGCACACGCACAGACUUCAUCACCUCGCUCGGAACAGCCAAGGUCCUCAUCGGUGUAGGCAAUCCCAUCGAAUCGCCCUCGCCCUUUGAAGCUCUUUGCAUGGGCACACCUUUCAUCAAUCCCGGCAGCAAGACCAAUCACGCGCUCAAUUAUGAGGGCAUUGCACGCACGCAUGACAACUGGCGAGCUCAACAUGCUCAGUUGCUCGAAUUUGGCGCACCAUAUGUCUACAAUGUAGAGGCGCACAAUCAGACUGAGCUGCUGGCAGCGGUGCAACAAGCUUUGGCAACGCCACUCAAAGGUCCCUUUAUCCCCAAAGAGCUCAGCAACAAGGGCUACAUCGAGCGACUCGAGUCCGCCAUGGCUGUUGACUACGAAGCACUUUACAUCGACAUCAACGGCGGUAGCGAAGACGUAGAGCGUCAACGUGUCAUCGAUUUUGCUCACAAGCAAGGCUGGCCUGUCAACCUAUAAAUUCAUCGUGACCUGACGAUCACUUUCGAGUGCGAUACCACUGUAUAUCUGUCACAUGGCUUUCUUUGUUGUAUCGCUGCUUUCUAGAGAUGCAGCUGACCAUUUGCAAUCCGUCCGUGCUG